CUAUAGCGUCCAAAGUAAUCUCUUAUUAAAAAAAUACAACCUUCUAAAAGAUCUUCAACCCCUACAGAUGAUUAAAUCAUUUAAUAAUAAACUCUUCAAUAAUUAACUUCACUAACAAAAUAAAAUAAAGGAAUAGCACCAAAUAUAUAUUUAUCGACCUUUCCAAACAUCUCCUCUCUCAUGAACAAUGACCGGAGAAGAAGACCCUAAAGCAGCAACUCCGUCAUUACCGGACUAUAAGCCUUUACCUUCCUCAAGUCACGAUCAAAACGACGCCGUUCUGAUCUCAUCACAUUCUUCUUUCACCUCCCGACGCCGUUUCAUCAUCUCUAUAUUUCUCAUAUCUUUUGCCUCGAUCCUCAUCUACAUCUUCUGGCCGUCCGAUCCACGAAUCAAGAUCGUACGGGUCAAGAUUUCCCACGUGCACGUUCACCGCCGUCCGGUUCCGUCUAUAGACAUGACGUUGCUCGUUACGCUUAAGGUAUCAAAUGCUGACGUGUACUCUUUUGACUUCACGGAUCUUGACGUCACGAUUGACUAUAGAGGGAAGACGUUAGGUCACGUGAGUUCUGAUGGCGGGCACGUGACGGCUUUUGGUUCUUCUUACCUUGACGCGGAGGCUGAGCUAGACGGCGUUACGGUGUUUCCUGACGUCAUUCAUUUGAUUCACGAUUUGGCUAAAGGCUCCGUUGAAUUUGACACCGUUACGGAGACUAACGGAAACCUUGGUGUUUGGUUCUUCCGUUUCCCUUUAAAGGUAAGGAACUCGAAUUUUACGCAAUUAUUCGGUUUAUUAAACUUUCUACUUUCUCAUCAUUUUAAUUUGACUUUCUAGAUUAUAUAACCAUAAUUAGAUGUGAGAUAAUUGUAUGCAAUUUCAAAUCAGAGUAAUGGUUUUUUUUUUUUUAAU
Arabidopsis lyrata subsp. lyrata is the source of this 910-nucleotide messenger RNA. RefSeq lists its product as uncharacterized. NCBI's taxonomy places the organism in Eukaryota, Viridiplantae, Streptophyta, Magnoliopsida, Brassicales, Brassicaceae. The coding region runs from base 188 to 835 and encodes 215 amino acids. The transcript has 2 exons. Gene Ontology annotation, cellular component: plasma membrane. The record is from RefSeq and is a predicted model, not a curated record.